AUGGUGAAUGCCAGUGAAUUAUCAGUUCUUAAGCAACCGGAUAGCAUUUCGCCUGCAUCCCUUCAUGAACGUGUUGAUGAAAUGGUUUGGCCACGCCUCUUAUCGUUGAAAAUGUCCAUUCACAGUAGUUUAAAGCGAAGUGAUUCAUACAGAAUAGAAAUUCCUCAUAUUUUGGACAAGUGUAAGUUUGACUUCACAAGUGAGGUAACAUCUGACUACAAAUGUCCUUUAUGUCAUGGUUUGCUUCGUGAUCCAAUACAACUUAUACCAUGUGGUCAUCGAUUUUGUAACAAAUGCUUCCUGAAUAAUAUUGGAAAUGGCCAUGGCAAUCAUUGUCCUAUAGACAGAAAAGAAUUUCGAGAGAACGAGGUGUUUGAAGAUCGUGCUUGGCGCAACACCAUCAUGUCAUUACGUGUAAAAUGCAAGUUCAAAGGUUGUUCAUGGAAUGGAACACUAAAUGCUCUUCUCCAGGAUCAUUUGGGUGAAUGCAAAUUUGAAAAAGUGAAAUGUCCAGAUCCUAACUGUCGUAUGGUGAUGAAACGUGGUGAACUGGAGAACCAUCAAGAAAACAAAUGUCAAUGGCGAGUGAUAAUUUGUGAUUAUUGUGGAGAUAAAUAUGCUGUUUGUAAAGAAGAGGUACAUAAAGCAACAUGUCGUGGUCUUCCUCAAAAAUGCCCAAAUGGCUGCUCGUCCACAAACAUUUCACGAGGAGAGAUAAAGAAACAUGUCGAGAAUGAUUGUCCUCUGACCAUAAUUCCUUGUCAGUAUCAGCAUAUCGGUUGUAACGAUAAGAUUCGUCGUCACGAAAUGGAGAAACACAUUAAAGAUAAUCUUCAAAAUCAUUUAAACAAGGCAUGUAGUAAAAUACACGAAAUAACUUUAGAUUUACGUGAAAAGACCGUUCGACUAAAUCUGUAUGAAGAAAAACUUGCAAGUUUGGUCUCCGAACAGACUCGUAAUGUCACGGGCAAUGGAACAAUUGUGUGGGCUAUUGACAAUUUUGAGAUUCGCUAUCGUCAAGCUGUAAAUGGAAUUGAACCUAUUCUACAAAGUGAGCCCGCACUCACUGGACCUUUUGGUUAUAAGUUUCGUUCACUUGUCUAUCUCAACGGUGACGCAAGGGCAAAAGGAUCGUACAUGUCAGUUUAUAUUCAGUUAUUGAAAGGAAAAUAUGAUUCUUUGCUUUGCUGGCCAUUUCAACAGGAGGUCAGAUUUACUCUUCUUGAUCAACACAGCGAUUUGAAUGAACGUCAAAACAUUGUAAAGAUUCUUACAACGGCCUCAAAUAAUGAAAGUGUUGUCAAUUUUCAGCGACCAAUGAAGACUUGCAAUACCGGUCGUGGUUUUGCAAAGUUUGUUCAACAUGACGUAUUGCGCACGCGUCGUUAUAUUUUUGAUGACGUUAUGUUUAUGAAAAUAGAAGUAGAAGCAACGGCAAUGGUGUAAAAUAUGUUUUAUUUUGAUACGUGUCGUUGGAAUGCUUGUUAAAUGUCGAACUGAGUCAGAUUAUACAUUUUGAAAAUUACAUUGAUUGUAUCUACUUACUAUGAAUAUUUUUUAUAUUAUACAAUGUAUGUUUGCUGACAUUUUCAACUUGAACAAAGAUCGUAAACAAAGUUUACUGAUUUGUGAACUUUUUGUGAACUUUU
Messenger RNA from Xenia sp. Carnegie-2017, 1649 nucleotides. Its product is annotated as TNF receptor-associated factor 5-like. Gene Ontology annotation, cellular component: plasma membrane signaling receptor complex. The record is from RefSeq and is a predicted model, not a curated record. NCBI's taxonomy places the organism in Eukaryota, Metazoa, Cnidaria, Anthozoa, Malacalcyonacea, Xeniidae. Gene Ontology annotation, molecular function: protein binding; zinc ion binding. Bases 1 to 1446 code for a protein of 481 amino acids. Gene Ontology annotation, biological process: positive regulation of JNK cascade; protein K63-linked ubiquitination; regulation of canonical NF-kappaB signal transduction. The transcript is spliced from 11 exons.